This is a messenger RNA of Glycine soja, 1886 nucleotides long. RefSeq names its product heat stress transcription factor A-3-like. Gene Ontology annotation, molecular function: DNA-binding transcription factor activity; RNA polymerase II cis-regulatory region sequence-specific DNA binding. The transcript has 2 exons. The record is from RefSeq and is a predicted model, not a curated record. Lineage: Eukaryota; Viridiplantae; Streptophyta; Magnoliopsida; Fabales; Fabaceae. Gene Ontology annotation, cellular component: nucleus. Bases 270 to 1634 code for a protein of 454 amino acids. Gene Ontology annotation, biological process: regulation of transcription by RNA polymerase II.
AAAAAUAUCUACCCCAACACGCGGUCCCAACACACAAAGAAGAAGGAACCAACGUAACUGCCAGGAAACUAAACCAAAACCUCAAAUUAUCAAAACUCGUUCUCACACACACUCUCACUGUGCAAUGGCCUUUCUCUUCCACCGCCAUCAUCUCUCCACCCUCCACCGCCCUCACACCCUUUUAAUAUCCUCACUCCCCCCACCACCUCCCACUCUUUUCUUUUCACACCCCUCCUCAUUCUUCUUCUUCACACUAAUUCAGAAUCAACAUGAACCCAAAUGAUGCUAACUCUCCUAAGCCGUUGGAGAUUCUGCAGAUGAACCCUGUUCCUCCGUUUUUGUCCAAGACCUUCGACCUCGUCGACGACCCGACUCUCGACCCCAUUAUCUCAUGGGGCUCCACCGGUUUUAGCUUCGUCGUGUGGGACCCUCUCGAGUUCGCGAGAAUCGUCCUUCCUCGGCAUUUCAAGCACAACAACUUCUCCAGUUUCGUUCGUCAGCUCAAUACUUAUGGAUUCCGCAAGAUUGACACGGACAAGUGGGAGUUUUUCAACGAAGCUUUCCAGCGAGGGAAGAAGCACUUGCUGAAGAACAUCCAAAGGCGCAGGUCAUCUCAAUCCCAGCAGGUUGGUAGCUAUAUUGGAAUCGAAUGUUCUACUGAGGCAGGAAGGUCUGAUGUUGAGAUUGAGAUAGAAAGGCUUAGGAAAGAAAGGACUAUGUUGAUGGAAGAGGUUGUUGAUUUGAAACAAGAGCAGCGAAGAAUGGCUCACCGCGCAGGAGAAGUGAAUCAAAGGCUCCAAUCCACAGAACAAAGGCAGAAACAAAUGGUUUCUUUCCUGGUCAAGUUAAUCCAGAACCCCGCCUUUUUAGCCCGCCUUAGGCAUGAGGAGCAAAAAGAAAUAGAUUCUCCAAGAGUGGUAAGGAAGUUUGUCAAGCAGCACCAACAUGAAACUGGAACAGCAGAAACUCUCCAAGAAGGGCAGAUAGUGAGGUACCAACAUGAUUGGAGAAAUAUAGGCAUGUCUUCCGAAACUCCAAAACUAAGUCCAGUUUCCAUUGAACAGUCUCCUCACUACCUUUCACAGGGUUUGGCAGGAGAAGUGAGUGUAGGCGCAGAAGAUCUUACUGCUCAAAUAGAGAAUAUUGUAUCAAAUGACUUGGCUGCAGUGCACGGGAUCACAGUGUCUCAGGAAAUUAUGAUUGGAGAAGGAUUAUCUAGCUUUGGAGCUGAAGACCCCCUUUUCAAAGGGAAAAGUGUCAUGAGUCCAAUUCUAGAAGUUCCUCCAGAGUAUUUUGCUUCCUUCCCAGAGGGUUUGACCAAGGGGAAAGACUUUCAAGAUUUUUCUGCUCUUGGAACUGAAGGCAUGAUAAAGCUAGAAGAUAUAUGGGACUCUGGCCUUAAUGUUAGUGGUGCUGCUUCAGGUAGUGGGAAUGAGCUGUGGAGCAAUCAUGUCAACUAUGAAGAGUUUCCAGAAUUUGGAGUCACAAGUGGUAUGUCUGACUCAGACAUCUGGGAUAUUGGCUUAGGAAGUUUGGGAAUUGAUAAGUGGCCAACUGAUGAACCUUCUCUUGGUGAAACAAAUGGUCAAGCUGGUCAACCAAAAGAAGAUAGGCCUAAGAAUUUUGGUCCAUAGGGUUUCAUUUGCUCCUGCACUUGUUGCCCUUUGGUUACUUGCUAUAUUUAUAGUUCCUAGGAGGCAUAUUAUUGAAUCAUUUGAUUUAUAAAUAGUAUUCAUUCACCUGCUUUUAUUCAUCAUUUACUUUCAAUUUUUUUAUUCUUUUAGAUGAAUUCUUUAACUGUCCAUGUUUUUCUUCGUAAAUUCUAAUUGUGUAAUUAUUGAUAACUUCCACUCAAGUAAAUCAUACUUUUCCUUUCACCUGAUGAA